Messenger RNA from Bipolaris maydis ATCC 48331, 425 nucleotides. RefSeq lists its product as uncharacterized. NCBI's taxonomy places the organism in Eukaryota, Fungi, Ascomycota, Dothideomycetes, Pleosporales, Pleosporaceae. The record is from RefSeq and is a predicted model, not a curated record.
UUCGAUUGAAGGCGCUCCCUCUAUCCCCAGUCCUGUCUCUUCCCACACCCCCUCUUUCACCCGCACCACCGGCAUCCCCCGCUUUCGACCUCAAAAUGGCGGACGCGACUACAAAAGAUCUCACAGGCACAGCCGGCAAUGCAACCGGCGGCCGUGGCCUCCCCGACGUAGGCGAAACUAUGGGCUCGGUAACCAACACGGGCAACAAAACAAAAGGCAAGAAAGGAAAAGGAAAAGGCAAUGAUGAUGGAGAGGAUGAAGAAGGGUUUGGUCUGGAUAAUAAUAAGGAUGUCAAGGGGAGCUUGAAGAUACAUAUCAAGUUGGAUCUCGAGGCUGAUAUUAGAAUUAUUGCAAGGGUGAAGGGUGAUAUUGCGAUUGGUAUCUUGUAGUAGUAAUCCUUCUCAAAUAAUGGGUUUCUUUUCUCU